This is a messenger RNA of Vitrella brassicaformis, 6329 nucleotides long. The record is from the annotation of a GenBank genome assembly. Lineage: Eukaryota; Vitrellaceae.
ACACACACACGCACACGCACACGCACACAGACACAGGGGCACAUGACAUGCUGCAAUGAACGAUCGCAUGCAGGAUGGACUACUGCAACUAUACGUGUAGGUAUAGCGCCAUCCCCCCAACCCUUAAUUGCCACACAGACAUGGAUGGGCAAGCUUAUCCGACUCUCUCUCCCUCUCUCUUUCUCUCCCUCUCUCUCUCUCUCUCUACGUGUGGCGUGGUCCCCAUGCUCUAAUUGUCGUGUCCAUCCAUCCAUCCAUCCAUCAGUUGUCGUCAUGUCCCUCCCAUUCGAGAUGUGUGCCCUUUGCUGAGCAGCGCAUCCAACAUGUGCUCGGCACUCUCGUCCUCCGCAUCACCUGCCUCUGCCUCAUCGCAUGUGCCGCCGGCCGCUCCCAUGUUGUCGCUCGAUGGCUGUUGGCCCGUCGUCGACUGCAUGAUGGCCGAUGGGAGCUCCUCAGGUGAAUGGGGUGUGGGGGGUCGUUGGGGCUGCUCAUCCUCCGCCAGGCCGAUGCUCGAGUCCAUGCUGCCGCCCUCCAGCAGGCCGCCCUCCAGGUCGAGCGACACUCCGCUAAUCACACUGUCCGCACUGUCACGGAGGCCGUCUAGGGCCCUACUCCGUCCAAACAGGUCGGGAAAGAGGCUGCUGCCGGUGCCCCUGCUGAUGCCUGGGUCGCGGUAGUUGAUCUCUCGGGACAGCCCCAGCAGUGUGCUGGAUGCCGGGAGGGUGUCGGUCUUGUCUCCGCCCCCCAGCCGGCGGAGCAUGUCGUCGAAUCUCUCUAUCCCCACACCCACGCCGCCCUCCCGCACGUCGAGCAGGGGGUCCGUCGUCUCUGUCUUCUCUGUCUUCUCCCUCUCCCCUGUAUCCUCCCCCUCUCUGCCAUCGCCAUCGCCAUCGCCAUCGCCAUCGCCUUUGUGUCCCUCCUCCUCGACGACCCGCCCCCAUCUCCUGUUUGUCCGUGUGUCGGUGUCGUGCUCCUCCGUGCGGUCCUCGCGCGCCUGGCCCUUGGGUCUGUCGUCCUGGUUGUGGUGCUGGUUGAGUGAGAGUGUGCCACCACGCCGCGUGUUGUUGAGGCCGAUGGAUGUGUUGGUGGACAUCCGGAGGCCGUGUAGGGCGCGGGGGUCCUUCUUUGUGGAUGUGAGGAGGGGGUUGGCCGGGGCGGCGGAUGGGUCGGCUGGGCGGUAGAGGGCGGCGUUGGCUCGCGGGUCCUCCACCAGCUGCGGCGGCAUCGGCAGCUCGCCCGACUCCAACACACAUCUGAGCAGCUCGGCCUCCUGCGUGCAUGUGCAGGGAGGGACGUUUGUGUAUGUGUUUGUGUGUAUUGGGAGUGCAUGAAGCUGACGUACGCACCGUUGGGUUGAAUGUGACUCUUCGGAUGCGGUCGAUUUCGCGGAUGAUGUCGGGCAGGUACUCAGUCGGGGUCGCCUGGGGCUCCCACGGAAACACACGCCUCCACUGACACGCACACACACACACACACAGAGAGAGAGAGAGAGAGAGUGCCCAUCCAUUCGUCCAUUUGUGGGUGGGUGGGUGAGUGAGCACCAUUUUCCAGAACAUGCGCAGAAGGGACUUGGGGUCCAACCUGGGCAGACUCUGAUGAUCCGAGAGAAAUACGCCAUGCACACCGGCCACCCCCAUAUUCCGCCCACCCGCCCGCCCGCUCACCGACCUUUUUGUCGAAGACUUCGUGUUGCUGCUGAAUCUGGUCCACACAUUCCAUCACCAGCCCACACACCAUAAACACCUGAGUGCACGCCAACACACACACACACAUACAUCAACGCUCGGCCAGCUGGCUAGCCCUUUUACCCCCCUCCCUCCCUCCCUCCCUCUGUCUAACAUAAGUAAGUCACUCACUGACCGCGCCUUUGAUGAGUGGGCCGACCAUGUCCUCCACCUUGGUGCUGAGUGUGUAUGAGAGGUCCCGGCGGGCGGCCUCCAGGCGGCUGAUGACCACCAGCCCGUGGGGGUCGGACGCCUCCUCGCGGGACACACGACGGUACACCAACACAUACGCCGACCGCUGCAGAGGCGUAUUUGAGAACAUCCACGCAUCACACACAGGCAGGGGAGAGGGAUGUGUGUGGUGUGGUGUGGUGUGGUGAGCUGACGACUGACCUUGUGGGUGCUUCCGCCCUCGGCGUCCUUGCGCAGCUGAUCCUCUAAACAGUCCUCUACCUGCGUCCAUCCACACGUCAAUGGCCGUGGACAUGUAGGCAGUAGGCAGUGUGGUAUUUUGGGGGUGGUGUGGUGUGGUGUGGGGGGUGAGCGCACUGCCCACCGUGUGAUUGUCGAUUUUCUGCCAGAUGGUGUCUUGGAUCUGGUGGUGUGAGCCGCCCCGCUUGUAGAGGAAGUAGUGGCCCUCACUCAGCUCGCCCUCGUGAAUCACAACAAACUGCACACACACACACACACACACACACACAUGCACACGCACAGGCACACCCGGGCACGCACACUUUAACAGAUGCAGAGGCGGAGCGCACCAACACCCACCUUCAUGCACGUGUGCCAUGCAUGCCGUCUGUCUCCCUACCUCGAGGCGAUAGAUGGUUUGCUGGUCGAUGUAGAAGAGACGCGCCUCCUCACUGCCCUCAUCCACGCCCUGCAUGCCAUCCAACAGAAAGGACACACGCACGCCGCACGCCGUGUGUUCCUCCCUCCCUCCCUCCCUGUGCUGUGCCUGCCUGUGGUAGUGUGGUGGUGAGUUUGUUGGUCAUGAAGUUGAGGUUGAGUUCCAUCUCGAGGGGCACUCGGUGGUUGGUCUUCUCGCCAGCCUCCUUGUCCGCGGCGUACGCGUACCGAUCCAACACGAUGAACGCCAUGAGCGGGAUCUCAUACGACAAACUGACAUAUAGUAUAUGACCACACAAACACAAACCCGCCAUCCAUCCAUCCAUCCAUUUAGGAACCUACCUCUUGAUGGCCUUGGUCUGCUGCUGGUCCUUCAUGUGGUCCUGGAGGAGAGUCUUGAGAUCGGUGUCCUCCUCAGGCCUCACGUUGAGUACGAAGUUGGUCAUGUCGGUGCGGGAGGAGCUCUCCACACCAUCCUCCUCACGAACGGCUACCAUCGCACCUGCACACACAACCAACAAACCAACAAACCAGCCAUAGAGAGAGAUGAGGGAGCGCGUCUGUUCUGUGAUGCUGACUCACUCACCGCUGAGGACAUUGCGGCACUCUUCGGCGAAGUGGCGCACCCCAGCAUUGCGGUACUCUACCUUGAAUCGCAGACCCUCCUCACCUUCAACUCGCCCACAUUCGGCCCCUCCCUUGCUGUCUGCUGCCCCCUGCGCCCCCUCUGCUCCUUCAUCCCGCCCAGCUGCCGUCUUGUCCCCCGCCUUGUUCUCGCCCCCGCCCCCACUGGCAGGCGACCGUGGUGUCUCCUCCGCCUCUCCCUCUCUAGCAGUGGACACGCCGCUGGCCGUCUCGGUCACCGCUGUGGUGUUGGCCGACGGACGGGGGGGCACCGAGCCGCUGCCAUCCGGAGGUGGAUGGGGGUGGGUGGUGGGAGUCGGAUUGCCGAAGCGUUUACGGAUGUGGGCGUUGCAUGCCUUCUCCUCCUUGGCGAUGUUCUCGAGCUUGUCCUUGGUGAGCCAGGACAUGCCCAUGGGCGACAGGCCCAGCAGGCGGGACGUGCCGUCGAACACCUCCGUGAUGUCCUCCUGACCAGACAGACACAGCCAAACAGAGAGGCGACACACAGAUAGAUAACACAUACAGGAGGGAGGGAGGGAGGGAGUGAGCAGACAGUGAAGUGAGCCCAGACGGACCUGUGUGCCAUUGAAGUGCGUGAAGAAGAGUGGGGCGACGUUGCAGAAGGACAAAGGGGUGGCGUGCAGCACGGCCAGGUGGACUGCCAGCUCCUCGCCGAACUCCCUCACGGCCCUUGUCACCUCCUCGCACUCGCACAGCGCCUCCAGGCGGCCCUGAUUCCUCAUCUGGCGCAUCCAGUCGUUGAUGCUGGCCGCGCUGUGCUGCCAGCCGGCCGGGAUGGUGUAGGGUGGGCAGGCGGACCAGGUCAAGUUGUGCUGGGAGGUGGAUGACCAUGUGUAUGCGUUCCAGAGGGCCCGGCAGAACUCGGGAGUGUGGGCGAAGAUCAGCAGCAGCACCUGCAUAUAUAUCAACCAACACGCACACCGAGGCAGGCAGACAGGCCGACGUAGUGAGCCAUCCAUCCAUCCAGCUGCAGCUAGCUGGUCAGGCGGGCCAUGCAUUGCCUUUGUUUCUUCUGUCUGCCCACCAUGAAGAAACACCCAUUGCCGGGGUUCGACAGGGCCGCCGGCACAAACACAUCCAACACCGUCCUGCAGGACAACACAACAACAUGGAUGGAUGGAUGGAUGGACGCCUCCAUCACUGUGUAGCUAGCUAGCUAGCUAGCUACCCACCCCACUGACCCGUCGGCCUGCGUGACGCGUCUGAAUGGCCUGAUGUGUGGGUAGACGAUCUUGCCGUCCUUGAGGCUCUCCAGGAGCGCCAAGGCCAUCUCCCAAUCGUCAUUGAGAUUCCGUCGUGAGGACAACACCUGCCGCUCAGCCUCCUUGGCCGCUAACCCGUCGAUGCCGCACUUGACGGGAAUGAGCUCCACCGUCCGCCCGUCGCCCACCGCCACGUCCCGGGGCUGCAGCUCAUCCGCCAUGUCCCCCGCCAGCAGCAGGGUGGGAGAGAUGGGCGACAUCGGCUCACCACCCGACACACCACCGCCACCACCACCACCACCACCAGCAGGGGGCGUCUGACCCGACCCACCAUGCUCUCCGGGCUCUCCUGCCGCUCCUUCUGUGGUCGGCGAUUGGUCGUUGGCGUGUGCGGGUAUGGUGAUGUUGAUGGGGUGGGGCCGCAUGAACAUGGGAUCGAAGGGGCCGCAAAACAUGGGAUCGCGUAGGGGGGGCAUUUGCCACCCCAAGGAGCGGUAGAGUUGUUCCAAUCGGUCCAGCAAAGACUGACGGAGCAUCUGCAGAUCCCAAGUUUUCUGAUGCAUACGUAGCAAACAUCCAUCAGCCGACACACAGACGAAUUGGCCCUUGUCUCCCCUGCCUGUGUGUGUGCCUGUCUGUGUGUGCCAUCCAUCCAUCCAUCCAUCCCCAACAUCUAUCCCUCGUCGGUCACUCACUCACCAGCAUGCCCUUUGAGAGUAUCUUCCGAUCGGCUUCUCUCAUGAGCUCCAGCUUCUGCACCCGAGCCAUGAGGUCGCUGUGCGCCUUGCGGGACGCCUCCUUGUACUCAUGCAGUUCCUUUUCCUGCCGCUGCAGAGCCGCCUUGAGCAUGCUGUUCUCCUUGGCUAGCUCGUCCGUGGUCUUGAGCCAGCUCGGGCCCUUGGUGGAUCCUGCUGCUGCUCCAGACGCACCCAACACACUACCAGCCUGCACACCCACACACGCACACACACACACACACAGAGAAAGAGAGAGAGAUGGAACUAUGCGGCACUCCCUCCAUCUUCCCCGUGUCCACCCACCCCAGGCUCACUCACCGUCGAAGGCAGGGUGUCCCUCUGGUCAGCCAGCCCCCUACUGCCCCGCGUCAGGCGCUCCCCUGCCCCCGCCACACCCCCCUCCACCUCACCCGUCGAGUUCCACCGCAGCGGCUGCCGCACGAACGGACCCCGAGUCGAGCUCAGAAAUCUGCUCGAGGUGGGCAGCGGCAGCUCGCCACCAUUGAACACCUCAGACAAAGACGACAGCCCCCGCCGCCCCUGCCCGGUGGUGCUGCUCUCCGGCUGGGUGAACGCUGAACGCAGUGCACAGGGGCCAUUUGUACGGUACCGCGAGGAGAGGAGCGAGGUCGUGGGCUGCUGGGUGGAUGCGAGGAGCUUGAGGGGGAGGGUGGAGGGUGGCACUGGCGAGUCGAGGAUGCGCUCGGUGCGGAUCUGGCGGAAGCGCCCCGAUGAUCCGCCACCUACAUCGCCCGCAGCAGCCACAGAGGACGUCACACCGGCGGCCGCACCGUCCUCCCCUCUCGGACACUGCCCGCCCCUCUCCAUGGCGGCUAGCCGGGCGCCAAUGACGGCCGUGGGUCUGCGUGGCUCGGGCGCUGGCGAAUGAGCCUCAGGGCUGCUGAAUUUCCAUGAGUUGUCGUUGUUGGUCUCUGACAUGGUCUUUUUCGGCGCCUCGCGGGAAGAUGCGGCCGGGAAAGAGGCGCGGAAGCUGUUCAGUGACGAUUGGGCUACGGGACCGUCGUGAGAUGGCGCAUCUGUGGGCGAAGGGCUGUGCGAUUGGUCGGCCGUCGACGUCUGGACUUGGUGGAGGCGGCGGAGGGUGGACUCGGGAUCCUUCUCCGGCGUGGAGCCGACGGAUGAGGACAUGGUAUGAGUGAAGACCAGGCUUU